Molecule: messenger RNA, 1845 nt
Organism: Laetiporus sulphureus 93-53
Lineage: Eukaryota; Fungi; Basidiomycota; Agaricomycetes; Polyporales; Laetiporaceae
Product: GMC oxidoreductase
Exons: 10
Coding region: 1-1845 (614 amino acids)
Molecular function (GO): oxidoreductase activity, acting on CH-OH group of donors; flavin adenine dinucleotide binding
Source: RefSeq, a predicted model, not a curated record
AUGCACGCGAUUCUUGCGGCUUUGCUGUCUCUCGCGACGCUCGUGGGCGCUGCGCUUUAUUCGGACCCGGCUCAGCUCCCUCAGAAGGAGUAUGACUUUGUCAUUGUUGGCGGCGGCACAGCGGGCAACGUCCUUGCGGUCCGUCUAAGCGAAGUUUCCAGCUUUUCCGUCCUCGUCAUCGAGGCUGGUCCUUCAAACACGGAAUAUCCGGAAAUUGCAAUCCCUUUUGAGUUCUCCUCGGUGCUCGCCAAUCCGAAUAUAUCCUGGAACUAUUACACUACACCGCAGAUUGGUCUCAACAACCGCUCUAUCAGCUACCCUCGUGGCAAGGUCCUCGGUGGCUCCAGCUCAAUUAACGCCAUGAUAUGGACGCGCACCUCCGUCGACGAUUGGGAUCGCUAUGCGGCCGUCACAGGCGAUCCUGGGUGGUCUUGGAAUGCUAUGUUUCCUUACAUGCUCAGGACGGAAGGCCUCGUCCCACCUGCAUCAGACCCUACACCAGCCAACCCCGGAUCCGGGGAGUUCAACUUUGCUACCGACUACGGCAGGCUCAACCCUGCCGUGCACAACACUACGGGCCCAGUUAAUGUCAGCCUCGCGGGUUAUCCCGGUGACAUCACCUCGCGAGUUUUCCAAACAUCGUUCGAACUGCCCGAGCUGUUCCCAUACGUACUCGACGCUAACGCAGGAUACCCGCUCGGUGUGGGCUUCGCGCAGUACUCCAUCAACAGCCUUGGGAGACGGAGCAGCUCUGCAACGGCAUAUCUCGAGCCGGCGAUCAAUCGCUCUAACCUCGACGUGCUCAUCACCACGCAGGUGACGCGCCUUAUUGCCGCCGUGGACUCGGCGAUUACGAGCCUGCCGACGUUCACUACAGUCGAGAUAGCACAGAGUGCUAACGGUACACGCUACACCGUCUCUGCGAACAAGGAGAUCAUCCUCUCCGCAGGAUCAAUCAACACGCCACAGCUACUCCUACUGUCGGGGAUUGGCGCACCGUCCGCGCUCGCUGCGCACGAUAUCACCCUGCUCGUCAAUUCGUCCGGCGUCGGUGCCGGGCUGCAGGACCACCCGUCGCUCGAAAGCCAGUGGUAUGUCAACUCGACCGGUACGUUCGACACUGUCCUCCGGAAUGCGACUCUGCAGGCGGAAGCAUUAUCCCUGUGGGAAAGUGAAGGACGCGGUCUGUACGUUGAGCCCGGCGACGUCCAGGUCGUGUGGAAGAGGCUAGAGAACGAGAACGUUGUCUUUGGACCGGGCGGGUAUCUGGAUCCCGCAGCGGGCCCGAGCAGUCCACAUAUCGAGAUGUUGCCAAAUGAUGGAUUUGUGUCGAUUAUCGAAAGUCUGCCUGACACGGGUAACUUCCUCACGAUGGUGACGAGCGUCGUGUCCCCCGCAUCACGCGGCAGCGUCACACUCGCCUCCGCCGAUCCGUUUGACGCACCGUUGAUUGACCCGGGUCUCCUCUCUGACCCAUUUGACGUGCUCGCGGCAGUGCAGUCUGUCAAUCAAUCGCGUCAAUUCCUCUCCGCACCGACGUGGGAUGACUACAUCCUGCGCGAGGCGCCCGACCUCGCCGCCGCGCAGAGCGAAGCGGAGCUCGAGGCGUACGCGCGCAACGGAGCGUCGACCAUUUGGCACCCCACGGCGACGGCGCGCAUGGGUGCGCCGGACGACGAACUGGCGGUGCUCACAUCGGACCUGCGGGUCAAGGGUGCGCAGGGACUGCGCGUCGUGGAUGCUUCGAUAUUUCCGUAUGUCCCCGCGGGGCACCCACAGGCGUGCGUAUAUGCGGUGGCGGAGCGCGCCGCGGAUCUUAUCAAGGAGGCUUGGGGCGUACUCUGA